AUGAUCCCACUGCUUGUGCCCCUGCUGGUUGCCCUGGCCCUGACCCAGGUCCCUUCGGCCUUAGCUGAUGUACUGGAAGGGGACAGCUCAGAGGACCGCGCCUUCCAAGUGCGCAUCGCUGGCGCCGCGCCACUGCGGGGUGUGUUAGGCGGCGCGCUCACCAUCCCGUGCCACGUCCACUACCUGCGGCCGCCGCCCAGCCGCCGGGCGGUGCUGGGCUCUCCGCGGGUCAAGUGGACCUUCCUGUCCCGGGGCCGGGAGGCGGAGGUACUCGUGGCACGGGGCCUGCGCGUCAAAGUGAACGAGGCCUACCGGUAUCGCGUGGCGCUGCCUGCCUACCCGGCUUCACUCACGGAUGUCUCCCUGGUGUUGAGCGAGCUAAGACCCAAUGACUCAGGAAUCUACCGCUGUGAGGUCCAGCACGGCAUUGAUGACAGCAGUGAUGCUGUGGAGGUGAAGGUCAAAGGGGUCGUCUUUCUCUACCGGGAGGGCUCUGCCCGGUAUGCUUUCUCCUUUGCUGGUGCCCAGGAAGCCUGCGCUCGCAUCGGAGCACGCAUUGCUACACCUGAGCAGCUCUAUGCCGCCUACCUUGGGGGCUAUGAGCAGUGUGAUGCUGGCUGGCUGUCCGACCAGACUGUGAGGUAUCCAAUCCAGACACCACGAGAGGCCUGUUAUGGAGACAUGGAUGGCUACCCUGGAGUCCGGAACUAUGGAGUAGUAGACCCGGAUGACCUCUAUGAUGUCUACUGUUACGCGGAAGAUCUAAAUGGAGAACUGUUCCUAGGUGCCCCUCCAGACAAGCUGACAUUGGAGGAGGCACGGGCAUACUGCCGGGAGCGGGGUGCAGAGAUUGCCACCACUGGCCAGCUGUAUGCAGCCUGGGAUGGUGGCCUGGAUCGCUGCAGCCCAGGCUGGCUGGCUGAUGGCAGUGUGCGCUACCCCAUCGUUACACCCAGUCAGCGCUGUGGUGGGGGUCUGCCUGGCGUCAAGACCCUCUUCAUCUUUCCCAACCAGACGGGAUUCCCUAACAAGUACAGCCGCUUCAACGUCUACUGCUUCCGAGACUCUGCCCACCCCUCUGCCAUCCCUGAAGCCUCCAACCCAGCCUCUGAUCCAGCCUCUGAUGGACUAGAGGCCAUUGUCACAGUGACAGAAACCCUGCAGGAACUGCAGCUGCCUCAGGAAGCUAUGGAAAAUGAGUCCCGUGGGGCCAUCUAUUCCAUUCCCAUCAUGGAGGAUGGAGGAGGUGGAAGCUCCACCCUAGAAGACCCAGCAGAAGCCCCUAGAACCCUCCUAGAAUUUGAAACCCAAUCCAUCCUACCACCCAUGGGGUCCCCAGAAGAGGAAGACAAGGCACUGGAGGAAGAAGAGAGAUACAAGGAUGAAGAAGAGACAGAAGAGGAGGAAGAGGAGGAGGUGGUUGAGGAUGAGGACCUGUGGGCAUGGCCCAGCGAGCUCAGCAGCCCUCUCCCCACUGAGCUGGACACAGAGGAGUCACUCUCCCAGGCGUCCCCACCAGCAAAGGCUGUCCUGCAACCAGGCGCAUCACCACCUCCUGAUGGAGAGUCAGAAGCUCCCAGACCUCCAAGGGUCCGUGGACCACCUACAGAGACUCUGCCCACUCCCAGGGAAGGGAGCCUAGCACCCCCACCACCUCCCAUUCCAGUUGGGACAGAAGUGGGGGAGGAAAUUGGAGGUCCUGAGCUAUCUGGGGUCCCACGAGGAGAGAGUGAGGAGACAGGGAGCUCCGAGGAUGCCCCUUCCCUACUUCCAGCCACACAGGCCCCUGAGGGUACCAGAGAGCUGGAGGCCCCAUCGGAAGAGAAUUCUGGAAGAACUGUCCCAGCAGGGACUUCAGUGCGGGCCCAGCCAGUGCUGCCCACUGACAGUGCCAGCCGAGGUGGAGUAGCUGUGGCCCCCUCAUCAGGUAACUCUGCCCAAGGCUCAGUCUUCCUCUCCAUCCUCCUUUUACUUCCCCUGGACGUAUGGAUCACCUGACCUAUAGGCCUUUAAUUCACCAUUGCCCGAGACUCACCUGUCCUUUGCCUUCAUUCUU
This is a messenger RNA of Castor canadensis (American beaver), 2056 nucleotides long. It is a transcript of the gene Bcan, whose product is annotated as brevican. Gene Ontology annotation, cellular component: perineuronal net; synapse. The record is from RefSeq and is a predicted model, not a curated record. Gene Ontology annotation, biological process: skeletal system development; glial cell differentiation; central nervous system development. Gene Ontology annotation, molecular function: hyaluronic acid binding. NCBI's taxonomy places the organism in Eukaryota, Metazoa, Chordata, Mammalia, Rodentia, Castoridae.